Molecule: messenger RNA, 2190 nt
Organism: Kluyveromyces marxianus DMKU3-1042
Lineage: Eukaryota; Fungi; Ascomycota; Saccharomycetes; Saccharomycetales; Saccharomycetaceae
Gene: SPC72
Product: gamma-tubulin complex subunit SPC72
Exons: 1
Coding region: 1-2190 (729 amino acids)
Source: RefSeq, a predicted model, not a curated record
AUGAGUGAUUCCGAUAGUGUGGCUACAGGAACCACGCUUCGAAGUAGUGCGGUUAUGGAGAAUGAUUUGAGCGAAGGUAUUCAGAAAUUGAACAUUGCUCUUGAUUCCCUGGAUGGGAACUCUGGUAGAAGUAAGGGAGUCCAUACCGCAGGAGUGAGUUUAGAAGACUAUUAUGACGACGCAGAAACUGAAAACACGACUUCUGAGACGGAUACAGGACUAAGUGGGAUGGAUAUUUUCCAGUAUAUCGAUAGCGAUACAAGAUGGUCGAAGGAUGAUGCAAUUUUAGCCAGAACAGGCCAACAAAGAAAGAAGACACAUAUAUCAGGCUCUCUCAAGCUACCUGUUCUCGGUGACUCCAGUUCAAUAGGCACUGAAAUAGAGACUUUGAAGAGGCAAGUGGUUCAGUAUAGAAUUAAAAUCAAAGCAUUGACGGAAAUAGUGAAGCAGAUCAACCUGAGAAGUAACGAUGAUACCCCUCUCAUCAAGUAUAUUAGUGCUGUUGAUGGCGCUAAUAAUAAUGUACCCACUGCCGUUAACUCGGAAACGGCAACAAAAAUGGCGUCCCUUCAAGCCGAAAACAAGAAGUUAACAGAUAAUUUAGAGGAGAAAAACAAGAAAUUGAUCAAGCUUAAAGAAGAACUAGUACGAAAUAAAACGGAUUACGAGACCAUGUUAGAAGAGGUUAACGACUAUUUACAGCACAAUGAGAAUAUAUCUGAAAAUGUAAAUGAAAUUUUAAGGUUCUUACUUGAAAAUAUUGACUUAACCGCUGAAGAAAGAGACAACCUUGUGAAGGCCACAAGCUUUGAAUCAAACUUCAUAGAUAUCAAAAUCAAAGCGUUAUCCGUCAAUGUAGACAAAAUUGUCAGUGAACUAAAAUCUUUGAAAGAAAAAACAUCUACUACGCCCAAUGAUGAACCCUCAGAAUCAAGAAGUCUAUCUAUGACAAACAAUAGCAAUUUAGAUACGACAGAAAUGCUAGAUUCAAGAAUAGAGUCGAUAAUUGAAACAAUGCAUGAAAAAUACCAUAGCUUUUUACAAUCUAUCCAGCAUAAGCUAGAUAAGAACACUUUUCUUGAGAACGCUUUGAAGGAAAAAAUGCAACAACAAAAGAUAAUUCUCGAGUCUAUCUCUCACAUGGAACCAGAGUUACCACCGAAUAAUAAUCAGAAAUCUCUGGAACUUCAACGAUCUGGAUCAGAUUUCUUCUCAAGUAUAGAUGACUUGAGUAAAAGGGCUAGUAUGGACUUAUCUAAGUCAUAUCAAGACCAUGUAGAUGCUCUGAAUAACAUGCUCCAAAGUUAUAAACAAGAAAUCGAAGAUAAAGACAAGGAAUUAAAAGAGCUACGGUCACAACUGCGUUAUUCAUACCAAAAUACCACAGAGCUUGAUCUGGUGAAUAAGAUUAAAGAGCAGAGUCUAACACUGGAAGAAAACAGCGCAAGAUGGCAUAGACAAGUGUUGGAUUAUGAUGAGAAAAUUGCAACUUUGCAGAAAGAGAAGCAUGCCCUUUCGGAGGAGUGUAAUCGUGUAAGAAAAGAGCUUCAAGAGUUUCAAGAGCAAUCGUCUAAAGAGGUCGCAGAUUUACGUAAGAAGCUCAACGUAGCCAUGAGAAAAUCAUCAUAUUAUUUGGAUGAUAACCAGGCCCUACAAGAACAGUUGGAAGAACUGGGAAACGAAUAUCAUGCUUUACAUGAAGAUAAUAUAAGACUGAGAGAACUCGUCGGUAAAUCCACCGAAAUGGGCCACCAAAGUAAUCAACUUCUAAUAAUGAAAUCUAACUUGCUAGAUCAUUUAAAAGCAAUCUUUGACUCAUUUGAAAGAGUCUUACAGAAGGAUUCUGUCGAGCAAGCUUUCACCAAGAUACAACAUCUUGAACAAUUGGACUCUUCAAAGUAUUUCAAAAAGACAAUUGUGAAGCUAGAUUCCGUUUUCUUCUUCCUUGAAAGAGCAGUGAAUUCAAUAGUGACGGAACACGUAGAACUUCUCCUGAAAGAAAAAGAUUGGCCAGAUAAUGAAUACGAUGAGAGUACCAAUAAACAAAAUAAAUUGAAGAUUGAAGAGCUAAGGAAAAAAUGGAUUGGCGAAAGAGAGAGGAGGAAAUUGGAAUCAGAAGCAGCAACAAACCGUAUUAAUAUGCUACAGUUAGAGAAUGAAAAACUGCGUGAGCAACUCGGAAUUCACUGA